Messenger RNA from Anoplophora glabripennis (Asian longhorned beetle), 633 nucleotides. Its product is annotated as mutS protein homolog 5-like. Gene Ontology annotation, molecular function: ATP-dependent DNA damage sensor activity; mismatched DNA binding; ATP hydrolysis activity. NCBI's taxonomy places the organism in Eukaryota, Metazoa, Arthropoda, Insecta, Coleoptera, Cerambycidae. Gene Ontology annotation, cellular component: nucleus. The annotation marks the transcript as partial. The record is from RefSeq and is a predicted model, not a curated record. Gene Ontology annotation, biological process: chiasma assembly; mismatch repair. The transcript is spliced from 2 exons.
UAUCGAUGGCAAUCGUGGCGGCACAGAACGCAUACAUUCGUCCUAAACUGAACAACGAAAGCACCUUCGAGAUAGAAAACUGCAGGCACCUUCUUAUGGAACACAUGAUUGUCCAGUUCCAGCAGAACAGCUUCUACUCCGGUGGUAAGCAUAGCCGCAUGAAGAUCAUCACGGGCCCAAAUGGCAGCGGGAAGACCAUGUACCUUAAGCAGAUCGCCUUGAUUGUUUUUUUGGCCCAUGUCGGGUCGUACUUGCCGGCUAAAAACGCUAACAUCGGCCUCGUGCACAGUAUUCACUCUAGGAUGCAGGCCACUGAGUCUGCCGCUGUUAGAUUAUCAGCGUUUAUGAUCGACGUUAGCCAGAUAACCCAAGCUUUGAAUACAGCAAGGUCUUCGUCUCUCAUUUUGAUGGACGAAUUCGGCAGGGGAACCGCGGAAGAGGAGGGUAUUUCUCUUCUCGUGGGGGCGAUGAAAAAAUUUCUGGAAAGGAAAGAGGCUUGUCCCCAUGUGGUGGUGUCGACUCAUUUUCAGCAAAUCGUUAGCCAUAUGCCUGAGACGAGUUUAGUGCAGUAUCUGAAGAUGGACCACGCCAAGGAAGAGAAGAAUUUGUGCUUUUUGUACAAAGUAACGGAAG